AGGUUUCAGUCCGUGCUCGGGUCUCGACAAAGAGGGAGUAAGAGGCAGACAGACAGACAGACAGACAGACAGACAGAGGGACUGACAGAGUGAGAAAAGGAGAGAGAGAGAGAGAGAGAGAGAGGAGCGAGAGAGCGCGAGGGGCUGUGUGUCCCAGCCACACCGCACUCUUCAAACACAACCACAGUCUCGCACGCGUUCAAUUCAAUGAAGACCUAACGAGCACAACACCAAGACUACCUAAAAACCAGUGAAUAUAUUAAACGCGCUGCACGUUGCGUGUUUUGUCGUCUCUUCAACCUAUCCACGAUGCGUUUGUGACGGACAACUCGAGAGGGAAGAAAACGAAGAGGUGGAGGGGGGGGGUUGGAAAACUGAAGAAGAACCUGGAUUUCUUUCCUCCGCGUUAUUUUAUGUGGACUCGACUGUCAUAACUGGAUGUAAAAAAAAAAAAAAAAAAAAAGAAAAGACAAGAAAAAACUCUCAAGAGCGAGAGAGAGAGAGAAAGCAUUGAAGGAGAGACCGAGUUUCAAACUGUCGGCAAAAUGGUGAUAAGGCUGUGAAUACCCUGCAUCUGAGAAAUCAGACCAGACUGACUCACAGGGCUCUGUGAGCCAGCGCCACCGAGGCUGCCAAAGCAUGCUGGUGCCAAGCUGUCCCACCAUGCACAGAGCCAGACCCACGCUGCUGCUGCCGCUGCUGCUCGUCCUGGGUCUGUUCCUCCACCUCGCCGAUGCUCAAACACCACCAAAGUUUUUAAGAACCCCUAAUGACCAAACAGGCGUGCAAGGAGGGGUGGCAUCCUUUAUCUGCCAAGCUACUGGAGAUCCACGGCCCAAGAUUGUGUGGAACAAGAAGGGGAAGAAAGUCAGCAACCAGAGAUUUGAGGUGAUAGAGUUCGACGAUGGUUCUGGUUCAGUGCUAAGAAUUCAGCCUUUGCGCACGCCCCGAGAUGAAGCCAUAUACGAGUGCGUCGCCUCCAACAGUGUUGGAGAGACGAGCGCUACCACCAGACUCACUGUUUUACGUGAGGACCAGCUGCCCCCUGGUUUCCCCACCAUAGACAUGGGCCCACAGUUAAAAGUGGUGGAGCGAACUCGCACUGCCACCAUGCUCUGUGCCGCCAGUGGCAACCCUGACCCUGACAUUUCCUGGUUCAAAGACUUCCUCCCCGUCAACACCACCAACAACAAUGGACGCAUUAAACAACUCAGAUCAGAAUCCUUUGGUGGUACACCAAUAAGAGGAGCCCUCCAGAUAGAGCAGAGUGAAGAGUCCGACCAGGGGAAGUAUGAAUGUGUGGCAACCAACAACGAUGGAACUCGCUACUCUGCCCCAGCCAAUCUAUAUGUCAGAGAGCUACGAGAAGUACGCCGAGUGCCACCGCGAUUCUCCAUUCCACCUACAGACAAUGAGAUCAUGCCGGGCGGCAGUGUCAAUAUCACAUGCGUGGCAGUGGGCUCGCCCAUGCCAUAUGUCAAGUGGAUGCUGGGUGCUGAGGACCUCACGCCAGAGGACGACAUGCCCAUUGGACGGAACGUCUUGGAGCUCACAGACGUCCGGCAGUCAGCCAACUACACCUGCGUGGCCAUGUCGACCCUGGGGGUGAUCGAAGCUGUAGCCCAGAUAACAGUGAAAGCAUUGCCCAAAGCUCCUGGCACUCCUGUGGUGACAGAGCGAACAGCCACCAGCAUAACACUCACUUGGGACUCUGGAAAUCCUGAACCAGUGUCCUACUACAUCAUCCAACACAAGUCCAAAUACUCAGAGGACCUGUACAAGGAGAUAGACGGCGUGGCCACCACGAGGUACAGUGUAGGAGGCCUCAGCCCGUAUUCAGACUACGAAUUUCGAGUAGUGGCGGUAAACAACAUCGGGCGAGGGCCACCCAGCGAGAGCAUCGAGGCCAAAACAGCAGAGCAGGCCCCAAGCACGGCGCCAAGGCAGGUCAGAGGCCACAUGAUGAGCACCACAACAGCUGUCAUCCACUGGGACGAACCAGAGGAGGCUAAUGGGCAGAUCAUGGGCUACAGAGUCUACUACACCAUGGACUCCACUCAGCAUGUCAACCUCUGGGAGAAGCAGAUUGUUCGGGGGUCAAACUUUGUCACCAUCCAAGGCUUGAUCCCCAAUAAGACCUAUUACAUCAAGGUUCUGGCCUACACCUCAGUAGGUGAUGGACCGCUUUCUGCAGACCUUCAAAUCAUCGCCAAGACAGGAGUUCCUUCCCAACCAACCGACUUCAAAGGAGAGGCCAAAUCAGAAACAAGUAUUUUGCUCUCGUGGAUUGCCCCAGCUCAGACUGGACAGGAAAAUCAAAUCACAGGAUAUGAACUUAUGUACAGGAAGAGGGACGACAAAGAGGAGAGACGGAUCAGCUUCGAGCCGACAACAACAUACUUGUUGAAAGAGCUGAAGCCCUUCACCACUUAUACUUUCCGGCUGGCUGCCCGUAGUAAACAUGGAGUUGGAGCUUACACCAAUGAGAUUUCUGCAGAAACUCCACAGACACAACCCUCGGGCCCACCUCAGGAAGUCAAGUGCUAUAGCCCCAGCUCCACCAACAUCCUGGUAAGUUGGAGGCCACCCCUGAUGGAUUUACAAAACGGGAUCAUAACCCAAUACACCGUCCAAUACGCUGCGACAGAAGGGGAGGAUACUACAGCUCGUCAAAUCCCUGGCAUUCCUCCAGAAAGCUCCCAGUACCUUUUGGAAAACUUGGAAAAAUGGACAGAGUACAGUGUGACAGUCACUGCUCAUACAGAUGUCGGAGCUGGACCGGAAAGCCUUCCACAACUCAUCCGCACAGAUGAGGAUGUUCCUAGUGGGCCACCUCGUAAAGUUGAGGUGGAGGCUGUCAACUCCUCAUCUAUUAAAGUGAUCUGGCGUUCACCGAUGCCAACCAAGCAGCACGGUCAGAUCCGAGGGUACCAGGUGCACUAUGUCAGGAUGGUUAAUGGGGAGCCCACAGGACAGCCAGUCAUCAAGGACAUACUGAUUGAUGAUGCUCAGUGGGAAUAUGAUGAUUCAACUGAACAUGAAAUGAUCAUCACAGAGCUUCAGGCUGAGACCACAUAUUCAGUUACUGUGGCAGCCUAUACGACAAAAGGUGACGGUGCACGUAGCAAGCCCAAACUGAUCACCACCACUGGCGCAGUUCCUGAAAAACCCCGGCUAAUGGUUAGUACCACCAACAUGGGCACAGCUCUCCUCCAGUGGCAUCCCCCAGCACUAACCCAUGGUCCCCUGCAAGGCUAUCGCCUCCGUUUUGGCCGCAAAGAUGUGGAUCCACUGACAGUUAUUGAGUUCCCUGAACGAGAGAACCACUACACUACCAAAGAGAUCCAUAAGGGAGCCUCAUACACUUUCCGCCUUUCUGCACGCAACAAGGUGGGCUUUGGCGAAGAGACGGUUAAAGAAGUCACCACGAAUGAGGAUGUCCCAAGCGGUUACCCUCAGAUCAUCACAGCUGAGGGUGCCACAACCUCAACCAUUCAAGUUAGCUGGCAGCCUGUUUUGCUGGCAGAACGAAAUGGCCAAAUAGUGAAAUAUGCUCUGCAGUAUAAGGACAUCAACAGCCCACGUAGUCCCUCAGAACUCUUCAUCACCGCCCCGGAAUCGACAGUCAUCCUGGACGGCCUUAAAGCAGAUACCACUUAUGAUAUUAAAAUGUGUGCCUUCACCAGCAAGGGCUCUGGUCCCUAUAGCCCAAGUGUCCAAUUCAGGACACAGCCUUUGGAUCAAGCAGUGUUUGCAAAAAAUUUUCAUGUGAGAGCUGCUAUGAAGACAUCAGUGUUGCUGACCUGGGAAAUCCCAGACACCUACAAUCCGGCCCAACCUUUCACUAUCCUUUACGAUAAUGGGCAGAGCGUGGAGGUGGAUGGGAAGUUAACGCAGAAGCUGAUCACGGGUCUUCAGCCAGAGACACAGUACUCCUUCCUCCUCACAAAUCGUGGCAACAGCGCUGGAGGGCUGCAACAUCGUGUGUCCACCAUGACGGCCCCAGAUAUUCUCCGAACCAAACCAUACCUCAUUGGGAAGACCAACUCAGACGGUAUGGUGACUGUAGAGCUACCAUCAGUGGAGACUUCUGAGAGAGUGAGGGGAUAUUACAUUGUGGUAGUGCCUCUGAAGAAGCAGCGCACUGGCAAGUUCUUCAAACCCUGGGACAAUCCCGACGAGAUGAAUUUGGAGGAGCUGCUUAAGGAGAUAAACCGAACAAGCAGAGGCCUUCGCUUCCUGAGGCAGGCAGAACCCAAAGCCUACAUUGCUGCUUACUACAAAGACUUGCCCAAAGAGUUCACCCUGGGAGACGGCAAGAUCUACGGCGACUUUGAAAACAAGCAACUGCAAAAUGGCCAAGAGUACAUUUUCUUUGUGCUUGCGGUUCUGGAGAUGUCUGAAAAUAUCUUGUAUGCCACAAGCCCCUACUCAGACCCAGUUGUGUCAGCCGACAUCGACCCCCAGCCAAUCAUCGACGAAGAGGAAGGCCUAAUCUGGGUGGUGGGCCCUGUGCUUGCAGUCGUCUUCAUCAUAUGCAUUGUCAUUGCUAUUCUUCUCUACAAAAGCAAACCAGACAGAAAAAGAGCAGAAUCUGAAGCUAGGAAAGGCAGUCUCCCCAACAGCAAAGAAAUGCCCCUGCAUCAUCCAACUGACCCCGUUGAGCUUCGACGUCUCAACUUCCAAACACCUGGUUCAGGUGCGUCCAGUCACCCCAGUAACCUCCAUUUGUCAAGUAUGGCCAACCACCCUCCAAUUCCAAUUAUGGACCUGGCAGAUCAUCAGGAGCGCCUAAAAGCCAAUGACAACCUGAAGUUUUCACAAGAAUAUGAGUCCAUCGACCCUGGUCAGCAGUUCACAUGGGAGCACUCGAACCUGGAGGUCAACAAACCAAAGAACAGAUAUGCCAACGUGAUUGCCUACGACCAUUCCCGAGUCCUGCUCUCUGCUAUUGAUGGUAUUCCUGGAAGUGACUACAUCAACGCCAACUACAUUGACGGCUACAGAAAGCAAAAUGCCUACAUUGCCACUCAAGGAUCCCUGCCAGAAACAUUUGGUGAAUUCUGGAGGAUGAUCUGGGAGCAGAGGAGCGCUAUCAUCGUCAUGAUGACCAAACUGGAGGAGAGAUCCAGGGUGAAAUGUGACCAAUACUGGCCAACGAGAGGGACAGAGACAUAUGGCCUCAUUCAAGUGACACUGCUAGACACAGUAGAGCUGGCUACAUACUGUGUCAGGACAUUUGCACUUUUUAAAAAUGGCUCCAGCGAGAAGAGAGAGGUGCGGCAAUUCCAGUUCACGGCCUGGCCGGACCACGGGGUACCAGAGCACCCCACCCCGUUCCUGGCCUUCCUGAGACGGGUGAAAGCUUGCAAUCCUCCAGAUGCAGGGCCCAUGGUGGUACACUGCAGUGCUGGAGUGGGACGCACAGGCUGCUUCAUCGUGAUUGAUGCCAUGAUGGAACGCAUCAAACACGAGAAGACUGUGGACAUCUAUGGGCAUGUGACGCUAAUGCGUGCCCAGCGCAACUACAUGGUGCAGACAGAGGACCAGUAUGUCUUCAUACAUGACGCGCUCCAGGAGGCCGUCAACUGCGGCACCACCGAAGUGCCGGCCAGAAACCUAUACGCCUACAUCCAGAAACUGACGCAGAUAGAAGGUGGAGAGAAUGUCACCGGCAUGGAACUUGAGUUCAAGCGUUUAGCUAACACUAAAGCCCAUACAUCACGAUUCAUCAGUGCCAAUCUCCCCUGCAACAAGUUCAAGAACCGCCUUGUUAACAUAAUGCCAUACGAGUCCACGCGAGUGUGUCUUCAGCCCAUUCGAGGAGUUGAGGGCUCUGACUACAUCAAUGCCAGUUUCAUUGAUGGGUACAGGCAACAGAAAGCCUAUAUUGCCACACAGGGACCACUGGCAGAGACCACAGAGGACUUCUGGAGAAUGCUCUGGGAGCACAACUCCACUAUUGUUGUUAUGCUAACCAAGCUUAGAGAAAUGGGCCGGGAAAAAUGCCAUCAGUACUGGCCAGCAGAGAGAUCGGCCAGAUACCAGUAUUUUGUGGUGGACCCAAUGGCCGAGUAUAACAUGCCCCAGUAUAUCCUGAGAGAGUUCAAAGUGACUGAUGCCAGGGAUGGGCAGUCACGAACAGUGAGGCAGUUUCAGUUCACAGACUGGCCUGAACAAGGAGUGCCAAAAUCAGGAGAGGGCUUUAUCGAUUUCAUUGGCCAAGUACAUAAAACAAAGGAGCAGUUUGGCCAAGAUGGGCCAAUCUCGGUCCACUGUAGCGCGGGUGUUGGUAGAACUGGAGUUUUCAUCACCCUCAGCAUUGUCUUGGAGCGAAUGAGAUAUGAGGGCGUAGUAGACAUCUUUCAGACAGUGAAAAUGUUACGAACACAGAGACCAGCUAUGGUGCAGACAGAGGAUCAGUACCAGUUCUGCUACAGAGCUGGUUUGGAGUACCUGGGAAGCUUUGAUCACUAUGCAACGUAAAAGACCCAGUAUGAGAAGAAAAAAGCAGAGGGCCCUUUGGAAAGAAUACCCAGUGAGCCUCUCUUCUGAGCCAUAAAUUCUUGCUUGAGAAAGUACUCCUUAACUCCUUGCUAACAACUCAUUAAGUGUUGGAUGUGCGACAUGACUUGUCAAAAAAUGAAAAAGAUGAUUCCCGGAGGACCAAGUAUUUCCAAACCCUGAUAAAACCUCACUUUGACUCAAAGCGAGGGAAUCCUGACUGUUGGAGCAUCAUAUGGAAUUACUUUUUCUUUUGCUUCAAGGAUUCAUUUUGGGGCUCAUAAAACUGAAUGAAACCAACACAACAAAAAAGUAAAUGAACAGUAAUGACAUCAUCAGAAAUGCAUCAGUGAUUAUGAACCAUUAUGAGAGGCAUUGGAGGCACACAGAACCGCAGGUGGGGGGGGGGGGGACUUGAUGCACAUUGUAAAGAAAAAAAAAAAGUCUAUUUCACAAUCAAGUACACACUGACAACCCAUCGAAAAAGAAGACAAUGCUUGGUCCACAACAGCAGGACAGACUUAAAGUAAUAAUGAAUACAUACCCCCCUUUUCCUGUCACAAUGUUCAUCAUCGAAAUUUUGGGAGAGGGUAAAGUUCAAAUGAUCUAUAAAAUAAAUAAAAAUUAUUGAUUUAGUUUUUUAGUACUUUAUUAUACAGCUGAUGUGCUUUUUUUCAACUGUGUGAAUUUCCUUUUUUUACACAAAUGUCUCGCUUGAAAGAAAGUGAUAAAACGUAUUCAAUGUUAAUUUUUUUUAAAGCUGUAGAACUGUUCUGGUGUAUGUGCUAUUUUGCAGAGAAUCUUUUCCCCUCUUUUUUUUUUUUUUUUUUUUUACUAUCUUGCUCCCCACACUACCAAAAUGUUGAGUUGAUUCAAGAGAUUUUUUUUUUUGGUCUUGAUUUGUUUGUUUGUUUUUGUCCAUAAUCACAUACUUGGUAACUUAAAUACACCCAUCAGAUAAACUGGGGCUUUGUGGAAUCAACAGGGAUGAGCAAAGUAUGAAGUUGCUGCUACCGAUUAUCUUAGUUCUUCCAUGUAAGAAGUGUGAUGAGAGGACCUAGUGAAUUGGAUAUGAUACAUAAAUAUACAAAUAUAUGGUACAGAUUGUCAAAUAUAUGUGAAAGAUCUAUAAAAGUAUUAAUUAAACAUUCUAAUUUUAUUGACAAAGAAAAUAAUUUAUGAGAAUAAAAAGGUAUAGAGUAUUGCUUGUCUAUGAAAGCUUCCAAAUUGAAAGUUGUGUGCUAUUGGGGAAAUGAUUUUUUUUUCACUGGAAUGCACAUCAGUAGGACAACAUUGUAUUCUGAUUCAGUGCAUCUUUUCUUGUGCAAUAAAUAUGUGUAUUUUUUAGAUAGGGUUUUAUGUGGAUAUGUCAUUCACUCAUGACAUUGUUGUUCCCCACGUGAGGGAGGAAGUGGUGAGUGUGAAUGUCGGAUGCCAGUCAAAGCAUCACUGGUGCAUUUUUUAUGUAAGCUCUCACACAGGUCUGUAGUUUAGAGACGGAGGGGUCACACAGCCGCAGUCACAGCUCCACACAAUAGGGCAAGGUACAAAGACGUCACCUUCUUGUGGUUCUUAAAAAGCAUUCAAUGGUAAAGGUAUUUUUUUUUUCCUUUUUUUGCAUUUAGAGUGCCUUAUAUUUAUGCCUGUUUUUACAAUGUUUCAUUUAACAUAUUAAUGUAUCCUUUGAGUAAUCUAGGCAUUUAGUGUAAAUGUAACUGUAUAGUUGAUUUACCUGUAGUAUUCAUUUGUCACAUGAUGAGAUUAUAUAUGCAAAUAAGAACAUUUCAAAGCUCAUAUUUUUCAUUUUCAGUGGCCUUAUUGUGGCUGAGUGAAAUAGAAUUGAAAAGUUUAUAUAUAUUACUACAAUCUACAGUCAAAAAGAAAAUAUAUAAAAAGUUAACAGACAUUUAUCAAAACUCUUCAGACACAGAGCCAGGGAUGAGAUUGCAGAACAUGUGUCUCAAAAAUAAACAGUAUGAAGUCUCGACGUAAAAUUAACACGCUUUUACAAUGGUAUAUAUGUUCUGAUUUUAAAACGGUUAAUCAAACUAAAAAUGGACUGGAUGGAAAAAUGUAAAAAAAAAAAAGAAAAAAGAAAAAAAAAAAGCCUAAUGCACAGGUCAUCACCGAAGGGGUUUCUUCUUCAUGCCUUAGGUUUGAACAACAGGCUUCAUAUGUCACUAAAGAGAGGAGAUAUAGAGAAAUACAUUCUGCCAAUAUUGUUUCUGUUAUCCUGACAAUCCUAAACUGUGUCCUUUUGUUUUGAGGUUACAGGCAGAAACAGACAGUUUCAAUGGUUGCGUUUCAGUCUUUAUGUUGGGCAGCAUCUUUACCUUCAUCUCCCUCUUUGAUGGCUUUGUGGAUGUGCAUUCCAGGUGCUUUCUUUCCCUUGUUAACUCAAGCAGCUGUGUGUUCGGUUUGUUCGUCGAAUGCUUAACUGAUUCUUUUUGUCAUCAUUUUGGGAUAUAAAAGUGCUAUUAUUUAACCUCAUGGUGGCUAAUCUUACGUUAUGUCCAAGUCUCGGAAACAUGUUUUUUUUUCUCAUCUCAGUUUUAACUUUUUAUUUCUAAUUAAUAUUGAUUUUUCAUAUGCAUGGUGAAACGUUGCAGAACGGCCAGAGCUGGCCUGGUAGGAAGAUUUGCACUUUCUCUAUCUUUGUACUAUGCACUGCCCUAUUGAUUCUAAACCCAAUAAUAUAUUACUUGAACCCAUCUAUAAAAAAGAAAUCUCCUUAAACGUUCACUUUGUGUGUAUGUAAAUAACACAAAAAAGGUAUCAACUCUUGAAAAAGACAAAAAAAAAAAAAAGUUUGUGGCGAAAAAGAGCAUCCAUUCUGAUGCCAUGGUUACUCCAGCAGAUGACUUCAGAACAAUUCUGUCCCCCGACCAUCUGUUCUUGUGGCUUUGCCAUUCAAGCUUGGAGUGUCAUUAACAGAAAUAAACGUUGUGUUCUCUGCUCUCUCUAUCUAUCUCUCGUCUGGAUGCAUAGACUGAAAAUUAAAUAAUGAAAUUGUAAAAAAAAAAAAAUGGCUUGUUAAAAAGAUCAUACAAUUACCUCUGAUUAGUUGUAAGCGUAAACUGUUUCUUUUUCUGAAUGAAAGGAGUGCUUUUUAUUUUCUUACUUAGGUUACAUUGGUGGCGAAAGACGUCUGUAUGAAAAUCAGUUUCUCUGCUGACACAAGUUCCAUUUGUUAUAAAUGAAUUCUAUUAAAAAAUGUCAGUGUUA
Messenger RNA from Labrus bergylta (ballan wrasse), 9729 nucleotides. Lineage: Eukaryota; Metazoa; Chordata; Actinopteri; Labriformes; Labridae. The record is from RefSeq and is a predicted model, not a curated record.